AUAAUAUAAUAUUAAUAUACUACUAAUAAUGAUACUACAACUACUACUACUACUAAUAAUAACAAUAAUAAUAACUGUUAUUGCUGUUGUUACUAUCAUGACAUUUAAAGCUGCCAUCAUUAUCAACAUCUACACAUUCUGUAUUGUGUUUGUUUUGUUAAUUUAUUUGUCUUUAUUUCUAAUAUAUAAUGUUAAGAUGUUUUGUUUUCUGAAAGCACUCACGAGCAUUCGCUUUCCGCCUUCCUUGUAAUUACCGUUAAGUGUCUAAAAGCCGCGCCCUAAGGUUUUACUUGCCGGUAUAUUGACAGUGGUUCCAGGAGGAGCACCGACGGGGAAAUCAAGAAGUGUGUAUACAGGAAGAAACAACGCUCUGAAGAUGUCUGACACACGCAACAGAAAAGCCAAACUCGAGCACACAAAACAGCUUGUUGCUCAGAUGCAUGAAGAGAAAAGAAGAAAAGAAGAAGAAAGAAAAAAGAAAGAGUCUGAGGUGCAGCAAAUGGCAGAGUGCGCAUCAGAAGACCCAGACUUGGAUAGAAAGAGAAGAGCGAUGUCUCCAGACCUGUCUUCAGUGCAGCCACUCCACCUUUUAACAUGGGAUACCUGUUAUUUUCAUUAUUUAGUCCCUACCCCUCUGUCUCCCUCUUCACAAUCAGUGAGCGCUUCCAGUGACAACUGGAGCCAGGAGUCAGUGGAGGGAGGAACCGUGUCUAGGACACUGCAGUGGGACAUGGACCCCUCAGCUCUUCAGCUCCUCGCAGACUCGGAGCACAGGUGCAGAAUGCACAAACUCCAAGCAUCAGAGAUUGUACAGUUUGAUUACAUGCCCAAAGAACUAGUGACCUACAGUAAAGAGACCCAGACUCCUGUAGCACCAAAGCUGUCUGAAGGAUUCUGCACAGAAGAGGAGAAGCAUGAAGAACUUCCUGUGGUCAAACCCAAACCUGAAUCUGAAGCACAUGUGGUGGAUGACAGUCAGGAGGCUGUGCAAGAAUAUUCUAAAGAGCUCACAGAGGAGGAGAAGAAGCAGAUCCUUCACUCCGAGGAUUUCCUGAACUUCUUUAACCGUAGCAUUCAGUUGGUGGAGCGAACACUAACUGACGACUUGGAUAUUUUCUUUGACUACAGCGGACGUGGAAUGGAAGACCGAGAGGGCGACACACAAGCUGGAUUAAAUCUCUCCUUCAACCAACAAUUCUAUGAUGAGCAGUGGUCCAAACAUCGAGUUGUCACCUGUCUGGAUUGGUCACCGCAGUACUCAGAAUUGCUGAUGGCUUCAUACAAUGCCAACGAGCACGCACCAAAGGAACCGGAUGGAGUUGUGCUGGUGUGGAACAUGAAGUUUAAGAAGACAGCACCAGAAUACGUAUUCCACUGUCAGUCCUCUGUGAUGUCAGUAGGUUUUGCAAAGUUUCAUCCAAACCUCAUAGUCGGGGGCACUUAUUCCGGACAGAUUGCAUUAUGGGACAAUCGGAGCCAUAGGAAAACUCCAGUACAAAGGACACCGAUAUCUGCUGCUGCUCAUACCCAUCCUGUGUCCAGCAUAAAAGUGGUGGGAACCCAAAAUGCCAACAACCUGAUCACUGUGUCAACAGAUGGCAAGAUGUGCUCCUGGAGUUUAGAUAUGCUCUCUCAGCCCCAGGAUAGUAUAGAACUAUACUAUAGCAAGUCUAAGGUAGUAGCUGUGACUGGAAUGGCUUUUCCAGCUGAUGAUGUGAAUAACUGUGUGGUGGGAAGUGAAGAAGGACCAGUGUACUCAGCCUCGAGGCACGGCAGUAAGAAAGGUAUCAGGGAGAUUUUUAAGGGCCACCAGGGGCCAGUGACUGGCAUCAGUUGCCAUAAUGCUGUGGGUCCCGUUGAUUUCUCCCACCUGUUCACCACUUCAUCUUUCGACUGGUCUGCCAAACUGUGGUCAACUAAACAUAACAAACCACUCUACUCCUUUGAGGAUAAUGUUGACUACAUCUAUGAUGUCAUGUGGUCUCCUGUGCACCCAGCUGUCUUUGCUGCAGUGGAUGGAAUGGGUCGCUUGGACAUCUGGAAUCUUAACAAAGACACAGAAGUUCCUACAGCAAGUGUGACAGUGGAGCGCUCUUGUGCUCUGAACCGGGUCAGAUUUUCAUCAGAGGGCCGCGAAGUAGCAGCAGGUGAUUCUGAGGGUCGAGUCUGGAUCUAUGAUGUUGGAGAGCAAUUAGCAGUGCCAAAAUCCGAGGACUGGAGUCGACUUGCACAAGUUCUCGUGGAGAUUCAAGCAAACACUUAUGGAGAAAGUGCAAUAGAAGUCUCUAGCUGAGAGCAUUGAUGUGCUACGAAAGCAAAACACACAUAGAUAUAUUUAUGUUCAGUAAUACAGAGCUUUUAGAACAAAUGAAAAUAUUGACCGUUAAAGUUCACAUGAUAAAUGAACUGUGUUAUUAGUCUUUUUGUUUCUGCUUUAUUUAUACUAUUUUUUUAUUCAUUUGAAGAUGUUAACAAAAUGAACAAUGAAAAAGAUUCAGUGUGUCACAAAACUAUAUUAAAUCAAUCUGUAAAUCUAUUAUCAUUAAUUAUUCAAAAACAUCUUUGAAAAGUAAGUUUAAAAAUCUGUUCAAAAAUAUUAAUAGUAUAUAAGUUCAUCAACACUGAGUGUUUACAUGAACAAAAAGUUAAAGAUUAUUACCAUAUGUAAGUAAUUGUAACAGGAAAGCUAUUAAAGAUGGUAUCAGGAUGUUGUUAAAGAA
This is a messenger RNA of Tachysurus fulvidraco (yellow catfish), 2720 nucleotides long. It is a transcript of the gene dync1i1, whose product is annotated as dynein, cytoplasmic 1, intermediate chain 1. Gene Ontology annotation, biological process: transport along microtubule. Gene Ontology annotation, molecular function: dynein light chain binding; dynein heavy chain binding. Gene Ontology annotation, cellular component: cytoplasmic dynein complex. NCBI's taxonomy places the organism in Eukaryota, Metazoa, Chordata, Actinopteri, Siluriformes, Bagridae. The transcript is spliced from 17 exons. The coding region runs from base 377 to 2293 and encodes 638 amino acids. The record is from RefSeq and is a predicted model, not a curated record.